Jaculus jaculus (lesser Egyptian jerboa) is the source of this 3402-nucleotide messenger RNA. RefSeq names its product transmembrane protein 132A (gene Tmem132a). The record is from RefSeq and is a predicted model, not a curated record. The coding region runs from base 52 to 3114 and encodes 1020 amino acids. The transcript has 11 exons. Lineage: Eukaryota; Metazoa; Chordata; Mammalia; Rodentia; Dipodidae.
GACUGCGGCCGCCUGAGCCGCGUGCCUGGUACCCGCCUUCGGUGGGCACGGAUGUGCGCCCGGAUGGCUGGACGCGCGGCAGCGGCCCCCCGGGGGCCCCCCGGUGCCUGGCUCUGCCUGCUGGUGGCCGUAGCCCUGGACGUCGUGAGAGUGGGCGGUGACCAGGAUGCUCUGGACCUCACCUACCUGCCAGCCACCCUGGAGCUCCUGGAUGCUCCUGAGCACUUUCGUGUGCAGCAGGUGGGCCACUACCCACCUGCCAACUCCUCUCUGGGCUCGCGGUCUGAGACCUUUCUGCUUCUGCAGCCCUGGCCCAGAGCUCAGCCACUUCUCCGGGCCUCCUACCCACCGUUUGUCACUCAGCAGGUGGUUCCCCCACCGGUCACUGAACCCUACCAGCGACCUGUCCCUUGGGAUGUGCGAGCUGUUUCAGUGGAAGCAGCCGUGACUCCAGCAGAGCCUCACGCCCGUGUCCUCUUCCACCUCAAAGGGCAAGAUUGGCCACCGGGACCUGGCAGUCUGCCCUGUGCCCGGCUGCAUGCCACACACCCUGCAGGCAGUGCUCACCGAGCCUGCCGCUUCCUGCCAUCCCUGGGUGCUUGCGUGGUGGAGCUGGAGUUCCCCUCGCACUGGUUCUCCCAGGGUUCCAACACACGGGCUGAGCUGGCCUACACGCUGGAGCCCGCAGCAGAGGGCCCUGGGGGCUGUGGUCCUGGUGGGGAGGAAGAGCCUGGGGAGCAGGCCCUCCCAAUAGGUGGUGUGGAGCUGCACCCCUCAGCACCACCACAGUACCAGGAGAUACCGCUGGAUGAGGCAGUCACUCUGCGCGUGCCCGAUGUGCCAGUGAGGCCUGGCCAGCUCUUCAGUGCCACCCUCCUGCUUCGACACAACUUCACAGCCAGCCUCCUGACCUUGCGGAUCAAGGUAAAGAAGGGGCUGCAGGUGACAGCUGCCCGCCCUGUCCAGCCUACUCCAUGGACUGCUAAGUUGGACCGCUUCAAGGGCUCCAAGCACCACACCACCCUGAUCACCUGUCACCGUGCUGGGCCCGGACAGCCAGAUUCUGGUGACCCCCUGGAGCUGUCUGAGCUCCUGUGGGUGGACUUUGUGGUGGAGAAUGGCACUGGCUCGAGUGUGGCAGUCACUCGUGCUGUCACAUGGCAGCUGGAGUACCCAGGCCAGGCCCCUGAAGCAGAAAAGGACAAAAUGGUCUGGGAGAUCCUGGUAUCUGAGAGGGACAUCAGAGCCCUCGUACCACUAGCCAAGGCUGAGGAGCUCAUAAGCACAGCACCGCUGACUGGAGUGCCCCAGCGAGUCCCUGUGCGCCUCGUCACUGUGGACGGCGGGGGAUCUCUUGAAGAGGUUACGGAGCACAUUGGCUGUGAGUCUUCCAACACACAGGUCUUACAGGUAUCUGAGGCGUGUGAUGCUGUAUUUGUGUCUGGCAAGGAGAGCCGGGGUGCCAAGGGGGUGAGGGUGGACUUCUGGUGGCGCCGACUGCGGACUUCUCUGCGGCUGACUGUGUGGGCCCCACUGCUGCCCCUGCGCAUUGAGCUGACGGACACGACCCUGGAGCAGGUCCGCAGCUGGAGAGUCCCAGGGCCCACUGAAGGGGUGCCGGAGCCCGGUGCUGCGGGGCCCGAGGAGGCGGAGCGGCGCUCCCGGGGCUGCCGGCUGCAGUACCAGCGGGCCGGCGUGCGCUUCCUCGUGCCCUUUGCGGCCCACUCGCAGGACGGUGGCCGCCGCCUCACCCAUUUAUUCGGCCCCGACUGGCUGCUGGACGUGACCCACCUUGUGGCCCCCCACGCCCGUGUACAGGAUCCGCGCGUAGCCUCCCUGGAAGGGGGCCGCGUCCUGGUGGGCCGGGAGCCAGGAGUCACCUCCAUUGAGGUGCAUUCCCCGCUGUCUGACUCCAUCCUGGGGGAGCAGGCUCUGGCUGUGACAGACGACAAGGUCUCAGUGGUGGAGCUGCGGGUGCAGCCGGUGAUGGGCAUCUCACUGGCCCUGAGCAGGGGCACUGCCCACCCCGGAGAGGUCUCAGCCACGUGCUGGGCUCAGUCAGCCCUUCCUGCCCCAAAGCAGGAAGUGGCCCUCUCCCUGUGGAUGUCCUUCUCCGACCACACUUUGGCCCCUGCUGAGCUCUAUGACCGCCGGGACCUGGGACUGUCUGUCUCGGCAGAGGAACCUGGUGCUGUUCUGCCAGCUGAGGAGCAAGGCACCCAGCUGGGUGUGGUGGUGAGUGGAGCGGGUGCCAAGGGGCUGCCCUUGCAUGUGGCUCUGCACUCGCCAGAGCCCUGCCGUAGGGGCCGCCACCGUGUGCCCCUGGCAUCCGGCACCGCCUGGCUGGGGCUGCCCCCUGUGCCCACAUCAGCCCCUGCCCUUCCAUCCAGUCCUGCUGGAAACCCGUUGGCUACAGAGGCCAGUGUGGGAGGUGAGCAGCAGGCAGCAGGUGGUGUUGGGGGCAGGGUAAGUGUGAGGGGCAAGUUUGAUCAGGCAGAGGAAGAAGCUGGGAAGGAGGAGGAAGAGGCCAGAGAGGAGGAGGAAGACGAGGAAGAGAUGGUGCCAGCCCCUCAGCGUGUCACUGACUUAGAGCUGGGCAUGUAUGCCCUGCUGGGCAUCUUCUGUCUGGCCAUCCUCAUCUUCCUGGUCAAUGGUGUGGUCUUUGUAUUGCGCUACCAACGCAAAGAGCCUCCUGACAGUGCCGCUGAUCCUACCUCUCCCCAACCCCACAAUUGGGUCUGGCUGGGCACUGACCAACAGGAACUGAGCCGCCAGCUAGACCGUUGCUCCCCUGGUCCACCUAAGGUUGAGGGAGGAUGCCCCUGUGAAAGUGGGGCAGGAGGGGAGGCCUCAACCCUGACCCCUGGCCCUCCAGAGGGCACCCCCAGCACCUUGGCGCGCAAGGAAGCCGGGGGUCGGCGAAAGCGGGUAGAGUUUGUGACAUUUGCACCAGCACCCCCAGCCCAGCUGCCUGAGGAGCCCGAAGGGGUCCCAGCCGUGCAGUCCAUCCUGGUGGCGGGCGAGGAGGACAUCCGCUGGGUUUGUGAGGACAUGGGGCUGAAAGACCCCGAGGAGCUUCGAAACUACAUGGAGAGGAUCCGGGGCAGCUCCUGACUUCUCCCUGGCCUGCUAGGUGCAGCGUCACUGGCCACCAGCCCAGGCAGUGGGGCAGGUCGGGGGCCCCACCAAGCCUCUUGUCUGCCCUUUGUGCUCAUGUGCUUAUCCUCUGGUGCUUGUUGGUCUGAGUCCCCCUGCCCGGUCCCUUCAGGGACUCCAGCCCAGGCCCCUUCUACCCACCCCUUGUCAUGGACCAUGGUCUCGAGGAAGGGCACAUGCCUCUUAUUUAUGGGAACCAUUUCAUCCUAAUUUUGGAUACAGAAUAAAUGAGACGGAAACCGCGAA